Closterium sp. Yama58-4 is the source of this 936-nucleotide messenger RNA. Lineage: Eukaryota; Viridiplantae; Streptophyta; Zygnematophyceae; Desmidiales; Closteriaceae. The record is from the annotation of a GenBank genome assembly.
AUGUCUCUAUCCACUGCGUCCACCUAUCCCUUCCCUGCUAUCUCCCUAGCUGACAUCAGAUCCUUCCCUUCUCUCUCCACUGCUGCCAUGUCUCCCUUCACUGAUCUCUCCCAUCCCUGCCAUCUCUCCCAUCCCUACUCUCUGCUGCCAUGUGCGGCAGCCAUACUCUCUCCCCUGCUGCCAUGUCUCCCUCUCCUGCACUCUCCCUCGCUGCCGUCUCUCUCUUCCAUGCUCACUCCCCUGCUGCCAUGUCUCCCAUCCCUACGUUCUCCCGUUCUGCUAUGGCUCCCUUCCAUACUAUCUACCCCGCUGCCAUGUAUCCAUUACCAACUCAACACACUGCAGCCAUGUCUGGUUUACAUACCAUCUCUCCCGAACGCAUUGUCUCCCCUCACUGCUCUCUCCCUAGCUGCCAUCUAUCCCUUCCAUGCUCUCUCCCCUGCUGCCAUGUCUGGUUCCCAUACUCUCUCCCCUGCUGCCAUGUCUGGUUCCCAUACUCUCUCCCCUGCUGCCAUGUCUGGGUCCCAUACUCUCUCCCCUGCUGCCAUGUCUGGUUCCCAUACUCUCUCCCCCACUGCCAUGUAUGGUUUUCCUCCUAUCUCCCCUGCUGCCAUGUCUCCCCCCCCAACGCAAGUCACUGAUGCCAUGUAUGGUUUACAUACUCUCUCUCCUGCCGCCAUGUCUCCCCUCACUGCUCUCUCCCUAUGUGCCAUAUCUCCUUCCAUGCUCUAUCCCCUGCUGCCAUGUCUCCCUUCCCUGCUCGUUCGCAUCGAUGCCAUCUCUCCCUCCCCUACUCUCUCCCCUGCUGCCAUGUCUUCCUUCUCUGCUGUCUCCCUCGCUGCCACCUAUACCUUCCCUGCCCUCUCCACUGGUGCCAAGUCCCGGGUCUCUGUUUCUUUGUUGAUGCGUCCCUGUUCCCAUGUCACACUGCCGUGA